Sorex araneus (European shrew) is the source of this 8680-nucleotide messenger RNA. RefSeq names its product kinase D interacting substrate 220 (gene KIDINS220). Gene Ontology annotation, molecular function: protein binding. The record is from RefSeq and is a predicted model, not a curated record. Bases 175 to 5565 code for a protein of 1796 amino acids. The transcript has 32 exons. NCBI's taxonomy places the organism in Eukaryota, Metazoa, Chordata, Mammalia, Eulipotyphla, Soricidae.
AAUGGCCGCCGGGUGUGGUGAGGGCGGCGCGCUCAGAUCCUAGGUCUCGUUCCGCGCACCGACUCCUGACAGCGCCCGCGGCACGGCCCACCCUUUCCGCCGCGGACGUGGGCGCCGUUUCCCGGCGGUUGUGAGCCGGUAUUGGAAUAAAGAAAACUACAGUUUGCUGUGAAAAUGUCUGUUUUAAUAUCACAGAGUGUAAUAAAUUAUGUAGAAGAAGAAAACAUUCCAGCUCUGAAAGCUCUUCUUGAAAAAUGCAAAGAUGUAGAUGAGAGAAAUGAGUGUGGCCAGACUCCAUUGAUGUUAGCUGCUGAACAAGGCAAUUUGGAAAUAGUGAAAGAAUUAAUCAAGAAUGGAGCCAAUUGUAAUCUGGAAGAUUUGGAUAACUGGACCGCACUUAUAUCAGCAUCAAAAGAAGGACAUGUGCACAUUGUGGAAGAACUGCUCAAAUGCGAGGUUAACCUGGAGCACCGUGACAUGGGAGGAUGGACAGCUCUUAUGUGGGCAUGUUAUAAAGGCCGUACAGAAGUAGUAGAGUUACUGCUUUCUCAUGGUGCCAAUCCAAGUGUCACUGGUCUGCAGUACAGUGUUUACCCAAUCAUUUGGGCUGCAGGAAGAGGUCAUGCAGACAUAGUGCAUCUUUUACUACAAAAUGGUGCUAAGGUCAACUGCUCUGAUAAGUAUGGAACGACCCCCUUGGUCUGGGCCGCAAGGAAGGGUCAUUUGGAAUGUGUAAAGCAUUUAUUAGCCAUGGGAGCUGAUGUUGACCAAGAAGGAGCUAAUUCUAUGACUGCACUGAUUGUGGCAGUAAAAGGAGGCUACACACAGUCAGUAAAAGAAAUUUUGAAGAGGAAUCCGAAUGUAAAUUUAACAGAUAAGGAUGGAAAUACAGCUUUGAUGAUUGCUUCCAAGGAGGGGCAUACAGAGAUUGUACAGGAUCUCCUCGAUGCUGGAACAUAUGUUAACAUACCUGAUAGGAGUGGGGAUACUGUAUUGAUUGGUGCUGUCAGAGGUGGUCAUGUGGAAAUUGUUCGAGCACUUCUUCAGAAAUAUGCUGAUAUAGACAUCAGGGGACAGGACAAUAAAACUGCUUUGUAUUGGGCAGUCGAGAAAGGAAAUGCAACAAUGGUCAGAGAUAUCUUACAGUGCAAUCCUGACACUGAAAUAUGUACAAAGGAUGGGGAAACACCACUUAUAAAGGCCACUAAGAUGAGAAAUAUUGAAGUAGUAGAGCUGCUGCUAGAUAAAGGAGCUAAAGUCUCUGCUAUAGACAAGAAAGGAGACACUCCUUUACAUAUUGCUAUUCGUGGGAGGAGUCGGAAACUGGCUGAACUUCUACUGAGAAAUCCCAAAGACGGAAGGUUACUCUAUAGGCCCAACAAAGCAGGAGAGACUCCCUACAACAUUGACUGUAGCCAUCAGAAAAGUAUUUUAACUCAAAUAUUUGGAGCCAGACACUUGUCUCCUACGGAAACAGAUGGUGAUAUGCUUGGUUAUGACUUAUAUAGCAGUGCCCUGGCAGAUAUUCUCAGUGAACCUACCAUGCAGCCACCCAUCUGUGUGGGGUUGUAUGCACAGUGGGGAAGUGGGAAAUCUUUCUUGCUCAAAAAAUUAGAAGAUGAAAUGAAGACCUUUGCAGGACAACAGAUUGAACCUCUUUUUCAGUUUUCAUGGCUUAUAGUAUUUCUGACCCUGCUGCUUUGUGGAGGACUGGGAUUAUUGUUUGCUUUUACAAUUGACCUAAAUCUUGGAGUAGCAGUGUCAUUGAGCUGCUUGGCUCUCUUAUACAUCUUUUUCAUUGUCAUUUACUUUGGUGGACGAAGGGAAGGAGAGAGUUGGAAUUGGGCUUGGGUCCUUAGUACCAGAUUGGCAAGACAUAUUGGAUAUUUGGAACUCCUCCUCAAGUUGAUGUUUGUGAAUCCUCCUGAAUUGCCAGAACAAACCACUAAAGCUUUACCUGUGAGGUUUUUGUUUACAGAUUAUAAUAGGCUGUCCAGUGUUGGUGGAGAAACAUCAAUGGCUGAAAUGAUUGCAACUCUCUCUGAUGCUUGUGAAAGAGAGUUUGGGUUUUUGGCAACUAGACUUUUUCGAGUGUUCAAGACUGAAGACACACAGGGUAAAAAGAAGUGGAAGAAAACAUGUUGUCUCCCAUCUUUUGUCAUCUUUCUUUUCAUCUUGGGCUGCAUUAUUGCUGGUAUUACUCUUCUGGCUAUCUUCAGAGUUGACCCCAAACAUAUGACAGUGAAUGCUGUCCUCAUAUCAAUUGCCUCAAUAGUGGGGUUGGCUUUUAUAUUGAACUGUCGUACAUGGUGGCAGGUGCUGGACUCUCUCCUAAAUUCACAAAGAAAACGUCUUCAUAACGCUGCUUCCAAACUGCACAAAUUGAAAAGUGAAGGAUUCAUGAAAGUUCUUAAGUGUGAAGUGGAAUUGAUGGCCAGAAUGGCAAAAACUAUUGAUAGCUUCACUCAGAAUCAGACACGACUGGUGGUUAUCAUCGAUGGGCUGGAUGCCUGCGAGCAAGACAAAGUUCUUCAGAUGUUGGACACUGUCCGAAUUCUGUUUUCCAAAGGCCCAUUCAUUGCCAUCUUUGCAAGUGACCCACAUAUCAUUAUAAAGGCAAUUAACCAGAACCUCAAUAGUGUGCUUCGUGAUUCAAAUAUUAAUGGACAUGAUUAUAUGCGCAAUAUAGUUCAUUUGCCUGUUUUUCUUAAUAGUCGUGGACUAAGUAAUGCAAGAAAAUUUCUUGUAACUUCAACAACAAACGGGGACAUUCCAUGCACAGAUGCUGCAGGUAUCCAGGAGGAUGCUGACAGACGAGUUUCACAAAUCAGCCUUGGGGAGAUGACAAAACUCGGUAGCAAGACAGCCCUCAAUAGACGGGAUACUUACCGAAGAAGGCAGAUGCAGCGGACAAUUACUCGGCAGAUGUCCUUUGAUCUUACAAAGCUACUGGUUACGGAAGACUGGUUCAGUGACAUCAGCCCUCAGACCAUGAGAAGAUUACUUAAUAUUGUUUCUGUGACAGGGCGGUUACUGAGAGCCAACCAGAUUAGUUUCAACUGGGACCGGCUUGCUAGUUGGAUCAAUCUUACUGAGCAGUGGCCCUACAGAACUUCCUGGCUCAUACUGUAUUUGGAAGAGACUGAAGGUAUUCCAGAUCAAAUGACACUAAAAACCAUCUAUGAAAGAAUAUCAAAGAAUAUUCCAACAACAAAAGAUGUUGAGCCACUGCUUGAAAUAGAUGGAGACAUAAGAAAUUUUGAAGUGUUUUUAUCUUCACGGACCCCAGUUCUUGUGGCUCGAGAUGUGAAGACGUUUUUGCCAUGCACAGUAAACCUAGACCCCAAACUACGGGAAAUUAUUGCAGAUGUUCGUGCUGCCAGAGACCAGAUUAAUAUCGGAGGACUUGCAUAUCCUGCUCUGUCUUUACAUGAAGCUCCUGCAAGAGCACCGUCUGGCUACAGUCAGCCUCCGUCUGUCUGUUCUUCUUCCACUUCCUUCAAUGGGCCCUUUGGAGGAGGGGUUGUGUCUCCACAGCCUCACAGCAGCUAUUACAGUGGUAUGACGGGACCUCAGCAUCCAUUCUACAACAGGCCAUUCUUUGCCCCAUACCUUUACUCGCCAAGGUAUUACCCUGGCGGUACCCAACAUCUCAUCUCACGUCCAUCAGUAAAAACGAAUUUGCCCAGAGAUCAAAGCAGUGGCCUAGAGGUUAUCAAGGAGGAUGCUGCUGAGGGGCUUUCUUCACCCACAGACUCCUCGAGGGAACAGACUUGGAUGCGAAUGUUAAAGAUGCCAAGGCCGUGUGACUCUGGGUUUAACAAACAAAGACAGGGAUCAGGCCCAGCCUCGGGACCAGUGAUAUCACUGAACUCAAUGAAUGUGGAUGCAGUUUGUGAGAAACUGAAACAAAUAGAAGGGUUGGACCAGAGUAUGCUGCCUCAGUAUUGUGCAACAAUUAAAAAGGCAAACAUAAAUGGUCGUGUAUUAGCUCAAUGUAACAUUGAUGAGCUGAAGAAAGAGAUGAAUAUGAAUUUUGGAGAUUGGCACCUUUUUAGAAGCACAGUAUUAGAAAUGAGAAAUGCAGAAAACCAAGUGGUCCCCGAAGAACCCCGCUUGCUGAAUGAAAACAACAGUGGCCCAGUUUCUCAUGGUGAAUCUGCUCGUCAUUCUUCACACAAUGAAUUACCUCAUACUGAGCUUUCCAAUCAAGCACCCUACACACUGAACUUCAGCUUUGAAGAACUGAAUACCCUUGGCCUGGAUGAGGGUGCCCCACGUCACAGUAAUCUAAGUUGGCAGUCACAAACUCGCAGAACACCAAGUCUCUCAAGUCUUAAUUCCCAGGAUUCCAGUAUUGAAAUUUCAAAGCUUACUGAUAAGGUGCAGGCUGAGUAUAGGGAUGCCUAUAGAGAAUAUAUUGCUCAGAUGUCACAAUUAGAAGGGGGAACAGGUUCUGCGACAAUUAGUGGCAGAUCUUCCCCACAUAGCACAUAUUAUAUGGGUCAGAGUUCAUCAGGGGGCUCUAUUCAUUCUAAUCUAGAACCAGAAAAAGGGAAGGACAGUGAGCCAAAGCAAGAUGAUGGAAGGAAGUCAUUUUUAAUGAAGAGGGGAGAUGUUAUAGAUUAUUCAUCAUCAGGGGUUUCUACUAGUGAUGCUUCACCCUUGGAUCCUAUAACUGAAGAAGAUGAAAAAUCUGAUCAGUCAGGCAGUAAGCUUCUUUCAGGCAAGAAAUCUUCAGAAAGGUCUAGUCUCUUCCAGACAGACUUGAAGCUUAAAGGAGGUGGACUGCGCUAUCAGAAACUUCCAAGUGAUGAAGACGAGUCUGGGCCAGAAGAAUCAGAUAAUACCCCACUGCUCAAAGAUGACAAAGAUAAAAAGGCUGAAGGGAAAGUAGAGAGAGCGUCAAAGUCUCCUGAGCACAGUGCUGAGCCCAUUAGAACCUUCAUUAAGGCUAAAGAGUAUUUAUCAGAUGCGCUUCUUGACAAAAAAGAUUCCUCUGAUUCAGGAGUAAGAUCCAAUGAGAGUUCUCCUAACCACUCUCUUCACAAUGAAGCUGCUGAUGACUCCCAGCUUGAGAAGGCAAACCUCAUAGAACUCGAAGAUGACGGUCACACUGGCAAGCGGGGAAUACCACAUAGCUUGAGUGGCCUACAGGAUCCAAUCAUAGCUCGGAUGUCCAUUUGCUCUGAAGACAAGAAAAGCCCUUCUGAGUGUAGCCUGAUAGCCAGCAGCCCUGAAGAAAACUGGCCAUCGUGCCAAAAAGCCUACAAUCUGAAUCGAACACCCAGUACUGUGACUCUGAACAACAACAGUGCUCCAGCCAACAGAGCUAAUCAGAAUUUCGAUGAAAUGGAGGGAAUUAGGGAUACUUCACAGGUCAUUUUAAGGCCUGGUUCCAGCUCCAACCCCACCUCUAAUCAGAAUGAAAAUCUGAAAAGCAUGGCACACAAGCGAAGCCAGCGUUCAAGUUACACGAGGCUCUCAAAAGAUUCUUCAGAGCUUCAUGCAGCUGCCUCUCCUGAGAGUACAGGUUUUGGAGAGGAAAGAGAAAGCAUUCUUUAAGGGAACAUAAGCAGAAGUAGAAUAGUGUCACUGUAUUGAGUUUUAUAGUGAAACUGUCCAUGCAUGUCAUUUUUUAUAUGUCAUUAGAAAUAAUGGAUGAGAAGGCAUAAUAUAGGAAAGAAAUACAGGGAGGUAUAAUAUUAGGAAAGAAAGAAAGGUAUAAUAUAGGAAAGAAAGGAAAGUAUAGGUAGGAAAAGAUGAUGGUCAUCAAUCAGCCUCCACCGUGAUUUUAGUUAGAAACUUAAGAACUCAAAUACUUUCAACUUUCAUUGGUACAUAACCCAUAAAAUUUUUUUGAGAUAAGAUUUGAGUAUAAAGUCAGAAGUAGUUUAUUAAACAGAGGGCUUAUUUUGCCAAACAAAAUAAGAAACUAAAAAACCUUUUUGUAGAACAUUCACUCAUCAAGUAUUUGAAAGAAGAUAUGGUGUAAGAUGAAGCAGAAAUAAAUUUUGCUCUUAGAAUCAAAAUAGAAAUGGAAACAUUAGAGUAUUCCAAAGAGUAAAAGUAAAUGCUCUAUAACUUGAGAAUAAGUAUUCUAUAUACUAGACAAGUUGCUGAUUAAAAAGUUUUAAAAGUUUAAGUAGAAAAUAUACAAUAAAGAAGGCUAUGAAACUUGAUAAGAAAGUAAGUCAUUGGUGCAUAAAGUAUAGCCCCAGUAACUGGCAAUUAAGAGGUGCAAGGACCAUGUCAGCAGGGAAGGCCAAUGACCUCUCUGUCUCCUGGAUGGUCUCUAGAUAUUCCCAGACCUGGUUUCAAGCACCAUUCACCUGCUUGAGAACCCAGCCUGGUCUACUCUAACUCGUUAAAUUGUGUUCCCAACAUUUCAUAUUAACCCUUGAAGUGAAAGGAAAGAUACUAAAUGCUUUGGGAAAUCAGGAUAACAUAGAUGAUAAUAAUAAUAGUCAGUAAUGAAUAUUUUGGAAUAGGCGAACAAGGAGAUAGUUACAACAGAAAAGUCAGUGUCAACUAGCAGCUGACAAGGAAAUAACUGGGUUAAAUGAAAAUAUUGUCUUCUGUAGCAGGGCAUAGUGUAUUUACUUUAUCUAUUCCUAAAUUAACAUGUUGAUUCUGAAGAAGGAUCAUAUGAAAGGAGAUACUUUCUAAUGACUAAAAACAUAACAGAUAAAAGAUAAGACUGGUGUGAUUUUUCAUUUAUUGUUAGUAGAGUGAUGGAAAUGAUCAUAUUUCAAUACUGAGUGGACUAGAAAUGUACCUGUCUCCAAGUAUUGGACUUACUGUUUGAGCAUUAUUUAUAUAGAAUUGAUUUUGGCAGUGUAUCCUCAGUCACAGAGAAGACUGUAUAUGUUGAAGUUGUAGGUGCACUAGUACCUGAAUUUUAGUGUUAUAUCUGUGAUGGUUAUCAUCUAAUGAAUUUUUAUUAAUUUAAUGAAUAAUUUAUUUACUUGAGCAGUCAUUGUACUUGCUAGUUGCUAUAUUUGGUUUUAUUAUCUUAAGUGUACACUAACAUUUUCAUGAAAUGUUCACUUUGCAUGAUUUUAACAAACGUUUUAACCAGUUUUUUUACAGGUGGGAUUGAUGUUAUUGGCAUUAUUGAAAGUUUAACAGUUUAAUAAUUAUAGUAUUAGUUUACAGUGUUGUAUAAUUAGCAGUUGCUUCACAGGCAAUAUUUUGUUCCUUUUCUGAAGAGUAUAUUCAGCUUAAUAUCACUAUGGCCUGUAUACUGUUUGUGAAGUUAAUAGAAAGUAUUAAGUGUACAAAUAGAUUUAGAAAACAAUAAAAAAAAUUGCAUGCUAUUCUGACUCAUGAAUUUUUAUUCACUUUAGUAAUGAUUCACAUUUUCGUUAAAAUUUAAAUUAUUUCCGUGUUUGUUUUAUCUGUCUGAAGUCUCAGAUUCAAACAGCAGCCAUGUGGCUGGAAGGGUUCUGAGCUGCCUCAGCUAGUCUUUUUGCUCUUCAAUCACAGUGCCCAAAUCCUGCUUUUAUGAAACAUUACUGAUUAACAGUAACACCCUGGACUGUGCAUUUUUAUAGGUAUAAGAUGUAGAUUAUCCAGAUCCUGCAUAACACUUUUAUGAACAUUCUGGAAAAGUUUGGGCUUUCUUCAUGCUGCUACAGAGAUUGACUAACCAGAUGGGUUAUUGAGUCACACCCUCAUCCUUCUGAAUCUGUGUCCGUGUGUGUAUCUAUAUCUAUUUAUAACUUAUAGCUCAAUCAGAUUCUCAUCUGUACAAAACUCUGCUUUAAGUUGGAUAAACAAUUACGGUAAAUUGUGGCUCUAAAUUUGCAGGUUUUUAGAGUCUCAUCAUUUCAGGUCUUGUGGUAUUCCAUAAGCUAUUUACCUUCAUUUAAGCCACAGAUUGUUCUGUUCUUGUAGCAGAAUAUUAACCCAGAUCUGUUCAUCUUGAACACAUGAAAUGAUACAUUGAUGAGUAAAGUGUUGGUGUAGAAAACUGAAAAUGAAGCUGUUGAUACCUUGCUACUGAUAAAAUCUCAAAAAUUCUGGAAUUUUAAGGAACAGUUUCUUAACUUCUGGAAAAUGUAAACAUAUAUAACUAAGCCAACAUUUUAUCAGUUAAAAGGAAAUUUUGGUUUUGUAUUAUAUUUUUUCAAAUAAUUUAGUCAGAAUAAUAGUCAUCAGUUGGGGCUGGAGCCAUAGCACAGCGGGUAGGGCGUUUGCCUUGCACGCGGCCGACCCGGGUUCUAAUCCCAGCAUCCCAUAUGAUCCCCUGAGCACCGCCAGGGUUAAUUCCUGAGUGAAGAGCCAGGAGUAACCCCUGUGCAUCACCGGGUGUGACCCAAAAAAAACCAAAAAAAAAAUAAUAGUCAUCAGUUUAAGUUUAAUUGCCUAGCCAAAUAUUUUUAAAAACUUAUUUGCUAAAAUGCUCUGGCUGAGAACUCUUAAUUUGCAUGCUGUGGUGCUGCAGUAAUGCAUAUUUGUAAUUUGUAUAUUUUUCCUUAUAAAUACUAACCACUAGAAAAUAUUGUUGGGGUGAAAUUAAGUCCUUUAUUUCUAGCUAAAAUACUAAAUUUAAAAGGUUUAAGACCACAUAAUUUUUGGUUACACCAGGAAUUCUCAGCCUAUUUAGAAGUACUCCAAAGUUUUAAAAUCCUGAGCUCCUGCUAACUUGAAUAAAUCAACAAACUCCCAGGAAAAG